GCCGACCAUAUAUCGCAAUCAAAGAUUCAAAACAGUGCAAGCUCCCCCUGCUUCACGAGAAAAUAUUCCCUUCUUCCAACCCAAUGGCGGACGCGGAAUCCUCACCGACGCUCGCGCCUGCUCCUCUAGCAGCAGAGAGCGUGUUGGUCAUUCACAACGUAGCGAAGAGGCACAAUAUAGGGACGAUGGUCCGUAGCGCCACCGCAUUCGGCGUCUCAGAGAUGGUUCUUGUCGGGCGCCGCGAUUUCAAUGCUUUUGGCAGUCACGGCUCCACCGCCCAUCUCCGAUUCCGACAUUUUCAUUCACUAUCUCAAGCCCGCCUCUACCUCAAGGGGGAGAGAAACUGCGACAUCUGUGGUGUGGAGAUUGUCGAUGGGGCAUUCCCCAUCACCCAGCAGCCUUUCCAAAGAAGUACCGCCUUCCUUCUCGGAAACGAGGGUACCGGCCUUUCUGCUAAGGAAUGCGAGAUCUGCGACUUCUUUGUUUAUAUUCCACAAUAUGGCUGUGGAACGGCAUCAUUGAAUGUUACUGUUGCAGCAUCUAUAGUUCUACACCAUUUUGGAGCAUGGGCUGGUUUUGCUGAGAGGAGCCGGGAUGGUAACAAAUUUUCUGUUGCUGAGAGACCAGUAAAGCAGGUGAGGAGAAACUUCUGCAGUGAAUCUGUCGAAUCAGUAAUUCAGGAGCGGAAGAAUAGAAGAGAAUUUGGUCUCCAGGAUGUGUUUCAAGAGAGGAAAGCCGAUCCCUCGCCUGAAACCAAUCUUUUGGGAGUGUUGUUUGAUAAUUAAACAGCUUGUUUCACGCACACUAGAAGCUGGUCAUACAUCUACAGGUUUUUUCUAUAG
Phalaenopsis equestris is the source of this 842-nucleotide messenger RNA. RefSeq lists its product as uncharacterized. The record is from RefSeq and is a predicted model, not a curated record. Gene Ontology annotation, biological process: RNA processing. The coding region runs from base 84 to 785 and encodes 233 amino acids. NCBI's taxonomy places the organism in Eukaryota, Viridiplantae, Streptophyta, Magnoliopsida, Asparagales, Orchidaceae. The transcript has 4 exons. Gene Ontology annotation, molecular function: RNA binding; RNA methyltransferase activity.